Molecule: messenger RNA, 828 nt
Organism: Dicrocoelium dendriticum
Lineage: Eukaryota; Metazoa; Platyhelminthes; Trematoda; Plagiorchiida; Dicrocoeliidae
Source: the annotation of a GenBank genome assembly
UGCUAAGUAAAAUUUGUACUGUAGGGCUCCACCUGACGAGCAUUUUCCCGUGAUUGUGCAAUAAUACGCUCCGCUACUGUCGGUCUAAGGAGGUAAUAAAUAGCCCCUGGGUACAUCCAAGUAAGAGGUUAGCCGAACAAUGCGUCUAUUACUUCUAACAUGCUACCUCUGUUAUCUACAAUAUAUAUCGGCAACAUGGAAGGUUACACAUGUGGAGAAGUACUGCCAAGAUAACCAAGUUGUACAUUGGUUCAAGGCAACGAAUGGAACGGAUUUGGUUUAUUACAUUUUUGCUGCCGACAAACAUGUCCGACCACCUGCUGUUAUUAUGAUUCACUCUCGUUACUCAGGGUCAAAAGUUAACGUAAACUGCACCGCUUACAUUAAGAACGAUACUUUUCGAAACUCCAUUACUGUGGAAGCAGCGACAGCAUCAUACGGAUUAAUGUUAUACCAGGUGAGUUGGUCAAAAUUUAAGAAAUCUAUUGUCAAACACCAACUUGUCGAAUUUCAGGUGUGUGAUUAUCUUGACUUGAAUAAUUCUGCAAAAAUACCCGACAAUGCCGAAUGUUCUCGCUAUUUUGGAAGCAAUUUGAAGUGGGAUUUACUUGAUGCAGAAAGCGCUGACGAAGGCAAGCUUUCCAUAACUUUCGCUGGCACGCGCCUGAACGAAUCACAUGAUGAAUUUCUUGACGGUGGUUCGAUUGAAAUCACAGUAGGUCAGCAAAUUUAUGAAUACUUUUUUAUAACUGUUAGAAAAGUAAAAAAUGCAAAAUAAUUAAACACCUUAUUUUCCUCACUUUAGUAUGCAUAAGAGUCUGUUUCAGG